Messenger RNA from Chanos chanos (milkfish), 4125 nucleotides. RefSeq names its product tankyrase, TRF1-interacting ankyrin-related ADP-ribose polymerase a (gene tnksa). Bases 1 to 3762 code for a protein of 1253 amino acids. Lineage: Eukaryota; Metazoa; Chordata; Actinopteri; Gonorynchiformes; Chanidae. The transcript is spliced from 27 exons. The record is from RefSeq and is a predicted model, not a curated record. Gene Ontology annotation, molecular function: protein binding; NAD+ poly-ADP-ribosyltransferase activity.
AUGGCGGCGUCUCGUCGCACUUCCCAGCAACAACAAAAUUUGUCAUCUCCUCCAAGAAUUGCUUCAAAUGCGCUUACUCCUCCAGGGUCUCCACCUGUGAGUACAGGUUCCUCAGUAUCAGCUCCGGCGGGGACCGAUCAGGACAACAACGGUGAUCCUGAAACAACUCCGACGUCCCCCGAUCUCCCCGCACCCCUAAGCAGUAGCAGUAGCAGUAGCAACAGCUCAACAACAACCGGCGGGGGCAGCAGUAGUGGCUCCACUCCCGACUCUGGCAGCAACAGUCCUGGGGGCGGUGGCUGCGUGACUAGUGGGGCCUUUCGGGAGCUUUUUGAGGCCUGCAGAAAUGGGGACGUAUCAAGGGUGAAAAGGCUGGUGGAUUCGGUCAAUGUGAACGCUAAAGACAUGGCGGGGCGCAAAUCCACCCCACUUCACUUCGCUGCAGGAUUUGGGAGGAAAGAUGUUGUUGAGCAUCUUCUGCAGACCGGAGCAAAUGUUCACGCUCGAGAUGAUGGUGGUUUAAUCCCUCUCCAUAAUGCCUGCUCAUUCGGUCAUGCUGAAGUUGUCAGCCUACUCUUAUGCCAGGGAGCGGAUCCUAAUGCUCGAGACAACUGGAACUACACGCCGCUGCAUGAAGCUGCCAUAAAGGGCAAGAUUGAUGUGUGCAUCGUUCUGCUUCAACACGGAGCCGAUCCCAACAUCCGUAACACAGAUGGAAAGUCCGCCCUGGACCUGGCUGACCCGUCUGCCAAAGCCGUCCUCACCGGUGAAUACAAGAAGGACGAACUCCUGGAAGCUGCGAGGAGCGGAAAUGAAGAGAAGCUUAUGGCACUGCUUACUCCGUUAAACGUCAACUGCCACGCAAGCGACGGCCGCAAGUCUACCCCACUGCACCUGGCCGCAGGGUACAACAGAGUCCGCAUUGUUCAGCUGCUCCUACAGCAUGGAGCCGACGUACACGCAAAGGACAAGGGCGGCCUUGUUCCUCUCCAUAAUGCUUGUUCGUAUGGUCACUAUGAGGUCACAGAACUACUGUUGAAGCAUGGGGCUUGUGUGAAUGCCAUGGACCUUUGGCAGUUCACGCCGUUACACGAGGCCGCGUCUAAGAACCGCGUAGAAGUGUGUUCCCUGCUGCUGAGCCAUGGCGCGGACCCCACGCUUGUCAACUGUCACGGGAAGAGUGCUGUGGACAUGGCCCCUACUCCGGAGCUCAAAGAGAGGCUGACGUAUGAGUUUAAAGGCCAUUCUCUGCUCCAGGCUGCACGUGAGGCGGACAUGGCCAAGGUGAAGAAGACCCUUGCUCUGGAGAUCAUCAACUUUAAACAUCCCCAGACUCAUGAGACGGCCCUGCAUUGCGCAGUUGCCUCACCCCAUCCAAAGCGGAAACAAGUCACGGAGCUGUUGUUACGGAAAGGUGCCAACGUCAAUGAGAAGAACAAAGAUUUCAUGACUCCUCUCCACGUGGCGGCAGAGAGGGCACACAAUGACAUCAUGGAGGUGCUGCAGAAACACGGGGCCAAGAUGAAUGCUGUGGACACGCUGGGUCAGACUGCACUGCACAGGGCAGCCCUGGCUGGUCACCUCCAGACGUGCAGGCUGUUGUUAAGCUAUGGAGCCGACCCAGCUAUCGUCUCCCUACAGGGGUUCACUGCUGCCCAGAUGGGCAAUGAGGCUGUACAGCAGAUUCUAAACGAAAACAUUCCUGUGAGGAACUCAGAUGUUGAUUACCGUCUUCUGGAGGCAGCUAAAGCUGGCGACCUAGACACUGUGAAGCAACUGUGCUCUCCUCAGAAUGUGAACUGUAGGGAUCUGGAGGGACGUCAUUCAACGCCGCUGCACUUUGCUGCUGGCUACAACCGCGUGUCUGUGGUGGAAUACUUACUGCACCAUGGAGCAGAUGUACACGCCAAAGACAAAGGAGGUCUGGUCCCCCUACACAACGCCUGUUCGUACGGUCAUUACGAGGUGGCAGAGCUGCUUGUCAGACACGGGGCGUCGGUCAACGUCGCCGACCUCUGGAAGUUCACCCCGCUCCACGAGGCGGCGGCCAAGGGCAAAUACGAGAUCUGCAAGUUGCUACUGAAGCACGGAGCGGAUCCGACCAAGAAGAACCGUGAUGGCAACACACCCCUGGACAUGGUGAAGGAAGGCGACACAGACAUCCAGGACCUGCUGAGAGGGGACGCUGCUUUGCUGGACGCUGCUAAGAAAGGCUGCCUGGCCCGCGUGCAGAAACUCUGCAGCCCCGAAAACAUUAACUGUAGAGACACGCAAGGCCGCAAUUCCACGCCCCUGCACCUGGCAGCUGGCUAUAAUAAUUUGGAGGUGGCGGAGUACCUUCUGGAGCACGGAGCAGAUGUCAACGCACAGGACAAGGGCGGCCUCAUCCCCCUACAUAACGCCGCGUCGUAUGGGCACGUUGACAUCGCCGCUCUCCUCAUCAAAUACAACACCUGCGUGAACGCUACAGACAAAUGGGCCUUCACGCCGCUUCACGAAGCCGCACAGAAAGGUCGCACGCAGCUCUGCGCUCUCCUAUUGGCCCAUGGCGCUGACCCCACCAUGAAAAACCAAGAGGGCCAGACGCCUCUGGACCUGGCCACGGCCGAUGACAUCAGAGCUCUGCUAAUCGAUGCCAUGCCUCCUGACGCUCUGCCCAGUUGUUUCAAGCCUCAAGCCACGGUCGUGAGCGCUUCGGUCAUCUCCCCUGCCUCUACACCGUCCUGCCUGUCAGCCGCCAGCAGCGUUGACAACCUGGCAGGCCCCCUGACGGAGCUCACCGUGCCUGGGGCUUCGGGACCAGCGGACGGGGCCACUGGCUCUGAGAGGAAGGAAGGAGAGAGUGAGUAUCCAAUUUUGGACAUGAACAUCAGUCAGUUCCUCAAGAGUUUGGGAUUGGAGCAUUUAAGGGAUAUCUUCGAGAGGGAACAGAUUACUCUGGAUGUGCUUGCCGACAUGGGACACGAGGAGCUGAAGGAGAUCGGCAUCAACGCUUACGGGCACAGACACAAGCUCAUUAAAGGCAUUGAGAGACUGCUGGGCGGUCAGCAAGGUGCCAAUCCAUACCUGACAUUCCACUGUGCCAGCCAGGGCACGGUCCUCAUCGACCUGGCCCCUGACGAUAAGGAGUUUCAGUCAGUGGAGGAAGAGCUCCAGAGCACCAUCCGCGAGCACAGGGACGGAGGGAACGCGGGGGGCGUGUUCAGCAGGUACAACAUCAUAAAGAUCCAGAAAGUGGUGAACAAGAAGCUGAGGGAGAGAUACGCACACAGGCAGAAGGAGAUCGCCGACGAAAACCACAACCACCACAACGAGCGCAUGCUCUUUCAUGGGUCUCCGUUCAUAAACGCCAUCAUCCACAAAGGCUUUGACGAGAGGCACGCCUACAUCGGCGGGAUGUUUGGAGCGGGAAUCUACUUUGCGGAGAACUCGUCAAAAAGCAACCAGUACGUGUACGGCAUCGGAGGAGGGACAGGCUGCCCCACCCACAAAGAUCGCUCCUGUUACAUCUGUCACAGGCAGAUGCUGUUCUGUCGGGUCACCCUGGGGAAGUCCUUCCUGCAGUUCAGUGCUAUGAAGAUGGCCCACGCUCCACCGGGUCACCACUCCGUCAUCGGUCGACCCAGCGUGAACGGACUCGCCUACGCCGAGUAUGUGAUCUACAGAGGCGAACAGGCUUACCCAGAAUACCUUAUCACGUAUCAGAUCCUGAAACCAGAGACCACACCUCAGCCUCCCGCAGCAGCAGAGCAGAAGUCCUAGUCCAGCCUAAGUUCCUCAGACAACCUACCAUGGUCCAGGAGGGCCACACAGACUGUUACGUGACACUUCACACACGUUCUGGCCUGAGCCGCCAACCUGGUCUCCCACCCUCCCUCCUCUUCUCUUGUUAACUUGAGUUUCACUUUGCAUUAUAAAUGUUCUCAGUCAUUAACACGUACAAACAACACGCACACACACAGAUUUCGUUCAUUUCUUAGUUUUCACCUCUCCCUCAAGUGUUUACAUGAAAGUGUUGCCUUCAGUAGCCAUGUCCCUGGCCUAACCUGCCCUUAUUACUCUGCUGGCUUUUGACUGGCAGAUGUCUGGAGCAAUGAGGUGAGGCACUGGGAGGAGUCAGGGCGG